UUACAAAAAUUACAAACAAAAUUUUAAAAAUUAAAAAUUUUUUUUGAAUAAAAUUACAAAAAAAUUUUGAAACUCAAAACCACUUUACGCUAUUCAAAGGCAGUGCAAAAUAAACAAAAUAUUGAAUUUUCCACACAAAUACAGUGAAACGAAAACCAGUUGUAAUUAAGCAAAAUUAUUACAACAACAAAUACAAAUUUUAAAUAGCAAUUGCAGUUUAUACAAAAACAAAAAUUAAUUGAAAACCCACAAAUAUACAAGCAUACAAAGCAAAGUCGUUUAAUAAGCUACCAAUAACAACAAAAAAACAAUAAACCGUAAAAAAAAUAACAAAAACAAAAAUAAAAAUAAAAACAAAAGCUAAAUAUCUUACAAAUCUUCAAAGUACAAAGGCGCGCUUAGAUUUUUGCGCACAUUGCAACACUUAUACAUACAUACUUACAUACAUAGCAACAUAGCCGCAUAACGGCAUUGGACCGUAAGCAUUUUCGUAUUGUCGCACUUCAAAUAGUUAAACGCAAAAUAAUUUAGCAACAAUAAAAAAUAAUAAUUUAUAUGAAAAACAACAACAACAACAAAAUAUCAAUAAGAAUUUAUAUAAAAUCAACAACAAUAACAACAAAAAGCAAGUACACACUUAAAUCAAUCACGAACAACUUGUACAAAUAUCAGUAAAAAUUUAGCGAAAAAACAACAACAACAACAACAAAUACAUAUAUAAAGUAGCAAAGUAGAAAUAUUCACACACAGCGAGCAGCGUUUAUAUAAUCACUUUAAAAUCAAUAACAGUAGUUAAAAAAUAAUAAUAAUUAAAAAAUCAUAAAUAAUUAACCCAUACAAAUACACACAUACAUACAUACAUACAAGCAACCCAGCCAGUGAGCAAAAGUUCAAAUUGUUUAGUGAAAAAAAAUUAAAUAAAUUAAAAUAAAUAACCAACGCGUAGUUCAAAACCGUUUAUAAAAGCUUACAAAUACAACAACAAAAACAAAAUCAACAACAAAAACAAAAAUUAAUUACGAAAAAAGGAUAAACUACCUCAAGUCGAAAUUUCAAGUGUACAAAAAGCAAAGUUAAGAAUUACAAAAACAACAACAAAAAGUAAAUUACAACAAAAACGAGUUACAAGCAUUUUCACAAUAAACUUCCCAAAUUAAAAAUAUAUUUAAAAAACAACAACAAUAAGAAAAAAUUUAAACAACAAAAAAUACAACAACAAAAUAAAAAUUACAACAACAAACCACAUAGCUAUAAGAAAAAACAAAAAAAUUAAUUAGCAAAUAAAACAAAAAUUUGAGUAAAUUUACAACAAACACAAGCACAAAUAACGGUGUACAAAGAAAUAAUUUCACGAAAAAAUUUUACAAACAACAACAAAGACAUUUUUUCAAACUUAAAAAACAAUAAAAACUUGUGUUGUGCGUGUUUUUAAGAGAGUGGCAACAACAACAACAUACAGUGUGUAUGUGUGUCAAAGCUCACACAUACACACGCACACACACACAGGUGAUUUUAGCGCAAAAAUAAACCACAAAAAAAUACUUUGUAAUAAAAGCUUUGACGUAAGCAAAUUUCUCACUCGUUUGUCACGUGAGCGGUUCGACCGCAGCGCAUACGGCUCCCGCCAUGCCGAGAGGGGGGCUUAAAUGGCGUCUUCAAUAAUUGCGCAGACCAGCGGCGGCACAGCAGAAACGUCAGCAGCGUUAGCGACUACAACUGCAGCAGCAGCAGCAGCGGUUACUAGCAGCCACUACGGCAGUCAUUUGAGUCAACACGGUUUACAACAACACUACGCGCACGCAUAUUUGCCGGCGGCACACCCGCAAUUGCAGCAUACAUUGCAACAGCAACAGCAACAACAACAACAGCAUCAACAGCAACAGUUCUUAUAUCAACAGCAGCAACAACAACAACAGCAGCAACAACUGGUUGCCGAACAACAACAACAUUGGGAUUAUUAUGCACGCCAACAGCAGCUACAGCACUUGCAAACAAGUCAGCAGCUACAACAACAACCGCCACUUCCUCAACCUCCACCCGCUCGGUCUACUGCUCAACAGCAUAUACAACAACAGCAAUCUGUCGCUGCCGCAACAGCCAAUGCAACCAGCAGCACCACCACCACCUCCACCACAGCCAGCAAUCGCAGCAACCACAACGGUAACAGCAAUAAUGAACAACAACAACAACAGCAACAAUCGCAGCAGCAGCAGCAGCAACAGCACCCGGCUGUAAGCUCACAGUCUAACGGUAAUACUAAUAACGGCGCUAGCAACAGCGCCGCCAACACAAAUAGCAAUAACAAUUAUACGCGUCCUUGGGAAAUGGAGACCAAGGAUCAUCACAGUCAGAGCAAUACGCUGAAGGGGGCCGGCAUCGGCAACAAUAAUGGUAACGGCAAUGGUAGUAACGGUAAUGGCAAUCUUGGCAUCGGCAGCGGUUUCGAACCAUUCUCGAAGCUGCCCUCAUUUCAGAGUCAAUUUCACGGUUACAACGAUCCACUCAUGCCCGACGGCAUUACGCCCAUGGCCACAUCGGUAUUGCCGCCGUCGAUGUCUUCACUGCAAACAGUGGCCAUGUCACCGGCCAGCAUAUCGGUCAGCUCACCGGGUAUGGUGAGCGUGGGUUCACCAUUAACACAGCUGAGCAGCUUGCAAGCGAGCAUCACUCCCCCGUCGGCCGGCGCGGCGGCUACUACGUUUGCGCCACUUGCUGCACCACCACCGCCGCCACCGAAUGCUUUCCAUCACUUGGGUGCGGUGAAUACGCAUGGUCAUCACCGCAGCAGCACCGCUUAUGCACCACUUAUGCCCACCAAUACCGCCACAAUGGGUGGCUUUGGUGCUGGCGGUGCACUCGACGAUGGACGCCAUCACUUGCCUUUGUAUCAAACGCUCACACCGACUUACGCUACACCGCCGCCACCCGGCGCCCUCGCGCCGCUGCCCACACAACAUACACUGAGUGGACUCGGUGGUUUGGGUGGACUCGGCGUCGGUGUCGGUGGCAAGAAAGAUGUUGCACAAACAUUUGAUCUCAAUAAUGGUAAUGGCGUUGGUCUUACACUGGGCGCAACGUCUAUAAAUACAGCUAAUACCAAUGUUACACCAAUGGGUAUGCAUACACCGACCACGCCCUCAUAUGUAGACGGUGGCAUUACGAUGAUGGAUACAUCCAAUGGCGCCCCAGCCGGUUAUCAUACGCCACACUCAACGCAUACUGGUGCGUCUGGCGGUGCGGGACCAGGUGGACCGCAUACACCGCACACCACACAACCGCAUACGCCGACACCGUCGACGACAACACAAAUUAAAGUGGAGAAAGUGUUGAAUUCGCCGAUUGCACGGGUGGAUGCGAGAAAGAAAGAACGUCGGAAAAAUCGGGCGAAUUCGCUCGAGUCCAGCGCAGAGUCCGAGGCAAGUGCUAUGGAUGUAGAUCCCAGCAAUCCCGGACAAGUGGAUGCGGUCUCGAGCACGGCCAAUUUCAAGAGUCCACUCAGCGCGCUCGGCAUGGGCGAUAGUAAUGACACAAACGGCGACAAACAGACUUCUGUCUUUCAGUCGAAGAAGAAACGCAAACGUUGCGGCGAAUGCAUCGGCUGUCAGCGUAAGGAUAAUUGCGGCGAAUGUGCACCUUGCCGCAAUGAUAAAAGUCAUCAAAUCUGCAAGCAGCGACGCUGUGAAAAACUCACGGAGAAGAAGGAACCCAAGUCCAAACAAAUUAUCUACGGUGCCGAUGGUCAACCAAUUCGUGCGGAGAAACGUGGACGCGGUAAAGCGCGUAACACAACGGGCAAUGGAACACCAACAACUGGGGCACGUGGUCGCAAAGCUUCAACCGCCAAGUCGAAUAAAUUAAAUGCCGCCAACGGUGCUGCUACCGCCACAGCAGCUACCACAUCGCCACGUCAAGCCUCAGCGACUGUGACCGCCGCCGCCAAUUCGGCGUUAAGUCCGUCAGCUCAAACGAUAGCCACUGUUGUGCCACAUCAAUCGCCAAAUACGAAUAGCGGUCUACUGGGUGUCGGUGCUAAUCAGCAACAACAGCAGCAGCAAUUGAAUACAUUGCAGCAACAUCAACAACAACAACAUUUGCAACAUCAGCAGCAACACAGUCAACAGCAAGUGCAGUCUAACCAACAGUUGCAACAGCAACAACAGCAUCAGCAACAGCAGCAGCAGCAACAUUCACUUCAUCAGCAACAGCUGCCACAACAACAGCAACAGCAUCAACAUCAGCAUCAGCAACAACAGCAGCAACAUCAGCUGCAACAGCAUCAAAUAACCGCACAAAUACAAACCAUGAAAGAUCAACCGCAACAACCGAUGGCGCCCAUGGCCUUCUACCCCACAUGGCAGGCUGAUCCCUCACAGGGUUGGCAAAAUCAAUUUAUCCAGCAAAUUCCACAGAACACACCACCCAUCACAUCGCUCAACUCUUUGGAUUUCCAAACGCAAUCGUAUGCCUACCCAUCAAAUGGUUAUGUGCAGACUGGGCUCGGAUUUGAUCCGAAUUACGGACGUUCUCCGUAUGGUGCGCCCGUACAGCGUUACGAUUUCCAGAGUCAACAACUCUCGACUGCACCCAUCAAUCAGGUGGGACUGCAGGGUGUUGGCUUCAGUCCGGCCGCCGUUACAUAUGCCGGUCAGGUGUCGACAGCGCCAGCACCGCCCUCGGUUGGUUUGCAACAGCAGCAGCAUUUGGGUGUGUCAUCUGGUGAUUUGAAUAAGACGAUGUCGGGAAACGACACGCCUGGAUAUCCGCGAGUGAGCAGCGUGCCGCCGCGCUCACUCAAUUGUAACGGGUAUUCAGGCGACUACAGCGGCUCAAGUCAACAACAGCAACAGACAACAACGAGCAACAACAGCUCAGCAGCUGCAGUAGCCGGCACCGCAAUUGCCGGCAACAAUGCGAACGCAACACCGCUAAAUGGUGGUCAAACUACAGCAGCAGCGACAACGGCUGCCAUUGAUGCAACACCGAUGCAACCGCCAGGCGUCCCCAAUGUGCCACAAUCGCCAACGCGUAGCCUGAUGCAACAACAACAACAGCAGCAGCAACAACAACAACAACCCCGCCAUGUUUCUCAGUCACCGAACCAUAUUGCACAAUCGCCCAACGGCAAUAUGCCGUCGGCACAACAGACCUACGGCACCAACAUUCCACCCUCGCCACAUCACAAUUCCAUGCAGCAACAACAACAACAGCAGCAGCAACAAGGGCAAAGCCACAUUGCAUCACCGCCACAAGCACAGCAACACCAGCAGCAACAGCAACAGCAGAUGCAACAAGACUGGAAUUGGAACAGUCAGUCACAACAGUCACCAGCGAUUGGCGCCGCCAGUGAUCCUUACCAGCAGGGUGAACGCGUUAAUCUGAAUACGCGUAUAAAAUCGAUGAUACUUCGGAAAAAUGAUCCCAAAGAUCCGCUCUCAAAUACCCCUACCGAUCUGCAUAUGUCCAGCAAUCCCGCAUCGCUCGGUGCCGGUUCCAAUGCGUUGGGCACAAACCAACAAGCGCAGACCGGUCAUUUUUUAUCGUAUAGCCACCAUCUCCGCGGCGAUUCAGUAAUGAACGCCAAUGGUACGACUGGUUCUAAUGUGUCUGCAACACAAGCUGCUCAACAACAGCAGCAGCAGCAACAACAACAGCAGCAAAUGCAAGGCAUACAAACGUCCAAUAGUUCGGGUUUGACACCCGGUCAUGGCACAUUAGCAGCCGAACCAAUAGGAGGUGGUGGCGAUCAAAUAUGGAAGCCACACCACACGAAUUCAUUUAAGAAACCGGUGGCAAGUAGUUUCCCCACAGCCGAACAUCAUCAUCAACAACAGCAUACAACAAUCAGUCAUGGUGGACACACCACUAUUGCACACACUGAAGUCCAACCGAAAAAAUCCAGUCGUAAGAGUAAAAGUCGGGCUGCAGCAGCGGAAGCAGCUGAACUCGAUAAGAAUAGCAAUGAUCCUGGUGGCGGACUCCAUGGUCCACUGCAUGGCUCACAUAGUAUAAAAUCAUUGGAUAAGACUGGCUACCCACCCUCACAUGGCUAUCCGCCGCCACAACAUCCUGACUACCACACGCCAUAUAUCAAGACCGAACCUGGUCUCUUGCCUGCCCAACAUACCAAAAUGGAGGGUUACGAGCGUAACUAUCAGAACUUCAUACAAUAUGCCGACUUUUGCCAGAAUGAGGUACAAGGCAUGCCAUCACAGCAGCAACACCACCAAAGUCAGCAGGAUUAUGCCAGUUAUCAUAACUCACCAUACUAUGGCGGCUCGAGCUCAUUCCAACAAAGUUAUCAGCAAAACUUUGUGCCCGGCUAUCAACAUUCGUCGGGUAGCAUGGGUUAUGGCAGUACGCACGGCAUGCAUCCGCAUCACUCCAGUUCACUUGGCCAUUCCAGCCACAUAAAAGCGUCCAACGGUCCACUAAUGAAGUCCAGUAGUAGUUCAAGCUUACAUCAUCACAACAACCAUCAUCUGAUGGAUAUUGACCGCAAACCGGAUACCAAUAGCAUCAUACCAUUGCCCACAAACUAUGAAAAAGACAUACCAGCCCAUGCGUAUCCCAUACCACCACAUCGGUAUCCACUAGGGCCAACGCCAUCGCACUUGGGUCACACAAUGAUUGAGCCGAAAAUCGAAGACUUGGGUGUGCUAUCUCAUAACACCAGUUACCCGUUUAUGGGUGAAGGUGGACCAGCUGCUAUUAAAAAUAGUUCUGGUUUUUCGUGUUGCCGACAAGGCGGCACACGCACACCCACCGCGGAACAUCUCAAAGGCGGCACUUGUACGGGUAUACAAACUAAGGAUGAAAUUAUGGAUGAGCCAAUAGAAGAGCCUGAAGUAAAUAACGGCGCAAAACCUAAGAAAAAGGGCGCAAAGCAGGAAGAUAAUGAAAUUGUCGUUAAGCAUGAGAAAAUCAAUCCAAUGUUUGAUACCUCAGAUAGAUUGGAAAAGGGCAACAAGACGGAGAUACCGGAGUGUGAGUGCUUUCAUUCCGACAAGAAUCCACCCGAACCGGGAACAUACUAUACGCAUCUCGGUACUGCAUCGACUUUAUCGGAACUGCGUAGAGAGUUCGAAGAACGUUGUCAAAUUUCUGGUAGGCAGUUGCGUAUAGAGAAGAUUAUUUACACGGGCAAGGAAGGGAAGACCACGCAAGGUUGUCCAUUGGCUAAAUGGGUUAUACGGCGCGCCGAUCCAGAGGAAAAAAUUUUGGUUGUUGUCAAGAAGCGACCAGGUCACAGGUGCGGCGCUGCUUUCAUCAUCGUGUGCAUGGUUGCUUGGGAUGGCAUGCCGCGUCUAGAAGCGGAUAAUGCUUAUAAAAAUCUAAUACCAAAGCUUAAUAAAUUCGGACUUCCAACAACGCGUCGCUGUGCCACCAAUGAAAGUCGCACCUGCGCAUGUCAAGGUCUUGAUCCUGAAACAUCGGCUGCCUCGUAUAGUUUUGGCUGCUCUUGGUCCAUGUACUACAAUGGCUGUAAGUAUGCACGCUCGAAGACGGUGCGCAAAUUCCGACUGUCCGUUAAAAGUGAAGAGUCGGCCAUCGAAGACCACAUGAAUCUUUUGGCCACAGUGUUGGCACCACUCUUCAAACAAGUUUGCCCCCGUUCAUAUGACAAUCAAACCAAGUACGAGAAGGAGGCAACAGACUGUCGUCUGGGGCUGGAAACUGGACGACCCUUCUCUGGCGUUACAGCGUGUCUAGACUUUUGUGCGCAUGCACAUAGAGAUUUGCACAAUAUGCAGGACGGCUGUACAGUGCAAGUAGCGCUGCUGAAACCAUCAAAUCGUGAUGGACGUCCACCCGACGAUGAACAGUUGCAUGUGCUACCGUUAUACACCAUGGAUACGACGGACGAAUUCGAAAGCAUGGAGGGACAACGUGAGAAGCAUCGCACCGGCGCGGUACAAGUGUUGGACAAAUUUCCCUGUGAAGUACGUGUGCGCUCCACACCGCUCAUACCUUGCCGGCGACAUGGCAAAAAGCGAAAAGAGGACGAAACGCCCGCACCUGAUGCCGAAGCGGCAGCCACUACGGCCGCCACAACGCCGACAACACCAACGCCUACUGCCACGCCGCAAUCGACGAACAAUGCCGCUAACGCCAACAACAAUAACGGAAACAAUGGCACUGCUAACGCGGCUAACAACAACACCAACACGACCACAAUCAACGGAAAGAAGGAAGGUGGCGGUAGCAAUGGUAAAUCAAAGUCGAAAUCAAAAGCGGGGGCCGCAGUCAAUACCGCAGCCACAACACCGUUAUCAGCACCGCCAUCCACACCGUCGCCGCGCUGUCAAACGCCAGUAACCAACAAUCCCAGUCCGGCUGGCAGUGCUUUCACGACACCGCCAGUGAACAAUAACAACAACCCACAUAUGAAUACCGCUGUGAACAACGCGGUCGGAGGUAACCCACCUAAUCAGCUCAUGUCGUCCAAUUCCAGUCUAAUGAAUAUGGCGACUAUGAUAGAUACCUUCACAGAUGCGCAAUUGCAAUCCAAUCAGAUCUCAAGCACGGUGCUCGAUUCGCCCUACUCGUACGACUACCAAACGGGUUCCUACAUAGACUCACGCAACUACUACGGCAAUUGGCCACCGCCGCAUGCCACGCACGCCACACACGCGGUUGGCAUGAGCGCAGCACCAGGCGCCACCGCAGCACCGAUGGCACCGCCGCAAGGCAACGUACAUCACACCACCACCGCCGCACCGCUAACACCACAUCACGACACGACCAAUGCAACAUAUGCUAGCAACUACAAUAAUCUACCAACGGCUGGUAGUCAACAGCUGACGCAAGUGCAUGACGUGCGCGGCGAUGUGAAGAGCCGCGGCAGUGAGGAGAACCCCGACUCAACCACCAUAGUGAAUAAUACUUUAGCUGAAAGUAAGUUGACCACACUCACUCCAUUGACACCAAUGACUAAUCUAACACAACACCAUCAACAUCCACACCAUCAUGCUACGCCCAUUGAAGAAGGCUUUGUCAAACCAAAACCACCGGCAGACUAUCAGUACACCCAGUACCCAAGCAACUAUCAAAUGUAUCCGCCGCCACAUUCGGCCUACUCCGCCUACGACGCGUACCAAAAUAUGAACUACAACUAUGGUUAUCAUCAGGCCUACUCACCGUACAGCAUGUAUCCGCAGCAAACACCGCCGCACACGCCACCACCACCAUCACCGAACUGGAAUAUGUACGGUCAUCAUCAGAGCACCGCCUCCACGGCUGCAUACGCAACCACAGUGCUACCGCCAAACGGUGGUACGCAUCAGCACGCUUCGUUAGCCACCGCCAUACCGCAGGCGCAAACGCAAAUGCCGCUCUCCAAUGGCAAUCUGAAGAAUGCGUUAUCCACACCAGUGGCACAGAUCACACCAACAGUUGACGCUCAACAGAUGCAGCAAGUGCAAACGCAAACGCCGGUGCAGACGCAAACGCAGCUGCCAAUGGUGCAAGCGCAGACUGUGCUGCCCGAUCUCAACAACGGCAAUGCGCAGCCGACGCCAUUAAACACGGAGCUUACGAACUCCAAUCCGACGCUGAUUGCAAAUGCUAAUGUAACGUCACCCAUUGCCAAUACCGCUGUGCCGACAACACCAAUUACUGCUAUCAACAAUGAUAACAGCAACAACAGCACGAGCAAUAGCAAUGACAACGGUAGUCCAACAGCAUUGAAUGGCGCUGCAACCGAUACGGGCGCAAGCACAUGCGGAACAAGUAGCAGUACCAACACAACAACAACGGCAACCACCACUACUGCCACAGCGGCGGUGGCAACCACCUCCAAUCCGAACAAGUUGGAACCGAUUGGCGAAGUAACGGAAAUCAAUGACAAUUACGAAGCAUUCGCCGAUCCACAAAUGGGUGGUGUGGCCAUUGCGCUCAAUCACGGCAGCGUACUGAUCGAGUGCGCCAAGCACGAGUUGCAUGCAACAACGGCAUUGCGCAAUCCCAAUCGACACGAGCCGACGCGCAUGACACUCAUAUUCUACCAACAUCGUAAUUUGAAUCGUGCGCGUCACGGUAUUGACGAGUGGGAGGAGAAGAUGCGUGUGAAGAAAAUCAAUACAGACCUCGAUAAUAAAGCCAAAGAAGAACGUGAAAAGUUGAAGAAAGAACGUGAAGGUGGCGAUGGCGAAGAAGACGAAGACGACGCUGAAGGCGCGCUCACAAAUGGCACUGCACAAGGCAGCAACAGCGGUACGGGCGGCGGUGGCAGCGCCAAGAAGGACGGUACGAACGCAACAAAUAACGGUAAUUGUGGUAGUGUGGCAACACCAAUGGAGACGACAACGCUGGCAAAUAACGCAGUAGCGGCACCGGCAACAGUGAAGAGCAGCGGGAAUGGCGGUUCGGCAAGCAAAAAGAAAAAGGAUUCGGGCAAAAAGCGGGAAAGCAUCACUCCACGCGCCAACACUAACAACCACCUCAUGGACGACCCUCUUUCCUAUGCACCCGUGUGUGGUUACGGGACCCUACCAGGAGGGCAACACUAGUCCCACAGCGGCAGCAAACGUGCAACAGCAGCAACAGGAAUUGCAACAGCAGCAGCAGCAGCAGCAGCAACAGCAAUUGCAGCAAGAACCGCUUAA
Molecule: messenger RNA, 10604 nt
Organism: Bactrocera neohumeralis
Lineage: Eukaryota; Metazoa; Arthropoda; Insecta; Diptera; Tephritidae
Gene: Tet
Product: DNA N6-methyl adenine demethylase
Exons: 11
Coding region: 1647-10508 (2953 amino acids)
Biological process (GO): oxidative demethylation; positive regulation of transcription by RNA polymerase II
Cellular component (GO): nucleus
Molecular function (GO): DNA binding; DNA 5-methylcytosine dioxygenase activity; zinc ion binding
Source: RefSeq, a predicted model, not a curated record